Molecule: messenger RNA, 4122 nt
Organism: Acipenser ruthenus (sterlet)
Lineage: Eukaryota; Metazoa; Chordata; Actinopteri; Acipenseriformes; Acipenseridae
Product: collagen alpha-1(VI) chain-like
Exons: 36
Coding region: 203-3235 (1010 amino acids)
Source: RefSeq, a predicted model, not a curated record
CAGAAUGUCAGUGUUCUGGUGUUUGUAACAGUAAUGGCCGCACUGAGAGGGGAGUGGUGAAGUCUUUCUCCACCCUUUACCUGGGGGAGGUGAAAAGGAGACACUCAUCGGAAGAAACCAAAGAGCCUCAGAUGACAAAGAUACUUUUUUACCAUGUCAAAGUAAAGAGCAGGGCUUCAUACCUGUGUAGAAGAAAUCAACCAUGUAUUCUUUAUUAAGAAUUGUGGGUUUACUGAAUAUAGUGUGCAAUGUGGACAGUCUUCUUGGAAUCAGAUCACAUUUUUAUGGUUGCCCUGCUGAUGUCUACAUUGUUCUUGAUACAUCUGAGAGUGUGGCACUGAGAGUCCAGCCAUACGGCUCUUUCGUGGAAAACAUCAAGCAGUUUGCUUUAGACUUUGUGGACCAGCUGAACAGCAGGUAUUACCGCUGCAACCGUAACCUGACCUGGAAUGCUGGUCUUCUGCACUACAGUGAUGAAGUGAAGGUCAUGAGCGGGCUCACCAGCAUGCACACUAAUAAAACAGCUCUGAAGAAAGCUAUUCGAGACGUCCGCUACAUUGGAAAAGGAACCUACACCGACUGUGCUAUCACUGCAGCCACAGGGCAGCUGAUGUCAGGGAUCUCACCCUUCCAUGCUAACAAGUACAUGGUGGUUGUGACAGACGGACAUCCAUUUGAUGGGUACAAAGAGCCAUGUGGUGGAAUCAGCUAUGCUGUCACAGAAGCUAAAGGAAUGGAUAUUAAAAUCUUUGGUGUGGCAAUCACACCAGAUCAUCUGGAUGACAGGUUGGGCUCCAUUGCAACUGAGUUCCGCUACAGAUACAAUCUGUCAGCCACAGGUGACAACCCUGAUGUAGUAAAAAACACCAUUAACACCAUCAUCUCCACUAUUUACAAGGAUUCUGAGUCUUUGUGUUGCACCUACGAGUGUAAGGCUGGAAGAGGACUGCCUGGUGCCCCUGGAGGCAAUGGUGAAGCGGGAAUUCAAGGAAAGCGAGGAGUUUCUGGAAAGCCUGGUAAUGCUGGCUCAAUGGGAACUACAGGGGAUCAGGGGCCACCGGGUCACAUAGGAGAAAAGGGUGAUACGGGACCUCCUGGAACAAGGGGUCCCAGAGGGGCUUUUGGACAAAAGGGAGAUAAAGGAGCCAACGGUGUUGAUGGGAAAGAUGGACUUGUGGGUGAUUCUGGAUCCCCUGGCUUGCCUGGAUGCAAAGGAGAUGAUGGCUCCGAUGGGGAACCUGGCCCUCCAGGUGAAAAAGGAGACCCAGGCCCGUUUGGUGCUAAAGGACAAAAGGGUGAAAUAGGUACAUCUGGGAUGGCUGGAUUAUCUGGGAUAUCUGGAGCCACUGGCCCCAAGGGGGAUCCAGGACCAAGAGGUAUGAAAGGAAACAAAGGGGACCAGGGAGAUGGUGGUGAUUUUGGAAAUCCAGGAGUCCAAGGUACAAAGGGUGAGAAAGGAGAGAAGGGAAUGAGAGGACCAGCAGGUGUCCGAGGGGUACGAGGCGAAAAGGGGAACACUGGACCUGCUGGUGCUCAGGGACAUGAAGGCACUGCUGGUAAUAACGGAUCUCCGGGUCCUCGGGGUGUUGCUGGUAUGAAGGGCUACAAAGGGGAGCCGGGACCCAUGGGACCAGAGGGAACUAAAGGUUCGACAGGCCUAAUUGGACCUCCAGGAGAACCCGGCCCUGCUGGGGAAAGGGGAGAAGAAGGUGCUGCAGGACAAGGCACACAAGGGUACCCAGGCUUCCAGGGAUUCCCAGGACUGAGGGGAGAACCAGGUUUAAAGGGUAUCAGAGGGUUCCCUGGACUGAAGGGAGAUCAAGGGCUUCCAGGUGACAGAGGAAGUGAUAAUGAUCUACCUGGAAAAGAGGGAGCAAGAGGACCAAAGGGAUACCCAGGCCUUCCAGGAGAAUAUGGGUCACCAGGACUGAGUGGACCUCCUGGACCUGAUGAGUGUGAAAUUCUGGAGAUCAUUAAAAAACUUUGCUCAUGCUGUGAAUGUGACUGUGGUCCAGUGAAGCUGCUGUUUGUGCUGGACAGUUCAGAGAGUGUGGGUCUGCAGAACUUCACAUUGGAGAAAGAGUUCAUUAUCCGGGUUAUUAACAAGAUCACCAAGAUUGGCAAAAACAAGAGUGACCAGGGCUCACGGGUUGGUGUGGUCCAGUACAGCCAUGAAAGCACACUAGAGCUUGUUUCCAUGGACGACCCCAAAAUCACCAGCCUGGCUCAGCUGAAGAGUGCUGUAAAGAAUAUGCGCUGGAUUGCCGGAGGAACCUACACAGGUGAAGCACUGGAUUUUGCCAAGCAAUCCUUCGGCACGUCACAGCUGACUAACAAAGUGGCCAUAGUGCUGACUGAUGGCAGGUCAGACACUAGAGACAGCAAGCCGCUGUCUUCUCUUUGUACAGUGCCCAACAUAAGAGUGAUUGGCAUUGGCAUUGGGGACAUAUUCCGGAGAGCACCUUACACAAAAAUGCUGCAGGAGAUCACAUGCCAAACAACCAGUAAACCAGGAGCAUAUCUGAAGAUCACAGACCAUACCCAGCUUCUGGAAGAGUCCUUUUUUGAAAAUCUCACCAACUACAUUUGCCAAGAUAAAAAGUGCCCAGAUUUUACCUGUCGAACUGAAUUUAAAGAGGCAACAGACAUUGCCUUUAUGUUGGACGGAUCCACUAGUGUGGGAAAGAAGAACUUCGAGAGAACAAAGGGCUUUGUUGAGCAAGUGGCUAGGAAGCUGCUCUCCAAGGACUUUGACCAAAGGAGAUUCCUGCGACUGUCCAUUAUGCAGUACAGUGGCACCAGCCAGCAGAAGGUGGAGGUACCCUUCACUAACAGGCUUGAGGAUGUGCUAGGGCGCAUCCAAGCCAUGACUUACAUCGACCAAGCCACAGAUCUGCCGGCUGCCUUGAGGUUCCUGGGGGAAGUGUUCAAACGUGAGGGCCGAUCCAAUGCUCAGAAGAAGGUUGUGAUCUUCUCAGAUGGACGGUCUGUGUCGGCAGUCAGAUCACGCAUCCCUGAACAAGCAGAUGCUGCUAAAAAGCAAAACCUGGACUUGUUCGCUGUUACUGUUGGUGACCAUUUUGAUGAAACCGGCAUAUGCCAGCUGGUCACCGGCCAGGUCAAUAACUUCAACUAUACAUAUGUCGACCAAAGGGUUUUCCGGGUCCCGCAAUACAUGGAUCUGACUAAAAACGUUGUGAUGCAAAGCCUGGUUAGAAAACUGUCAACUUCUUAAUAUCACUGAGGUUAAGAGUACCUCUGUUUUGCUAGUUUUCUGCUCUAGCAUAAUUUUAUUUAGGACGAAAUUAGGAACCAACAGUACUCGGAUUUGUAUUUUUUUACGCAGGAUGGUAUUUCUGGUUGUAUUUUUCUGAUGGUGAUUAGUUGCAAUGUAAAUGUUAAUAUCUCCUUGUGACAGGAUGACAGAGGUUGAGACUCAGAGACAGUGUGAAAGUUCAAAAAUAAAGCUUUUAAUAUACAAAAAUGCAAAAUAAACCAGCACGAGGGCCAAACAAAAAGGUUUUAAAAACACAGACAAUAAGAACAAAACAAAUCUUAAAAAAUAAGGUUUCCAGGCUGGGCUUUGCCUUCUCUGGAUUCAAAAAUGAACCCAAAAAAACCCCACUCUUACUUCCUCAGCUACUCUCCUCUUUCUAGAACUCUCCCCCCUAAUGGGAGGCUGAGGCCUCCUUUUAUGCCAGGUGGCUGAGUGUUAAUUGAAUAAUUAAUUGAUUGCUCCCACCUGACACAAUCAACCUGGGCAGGGAGGAGAAUUUAACCCCACCCCUGCCAGUAUUUACAAGGGCAGAUCCCUGCUCUGCCACACUGCACCUUUUUGGUACAGGGCUCUUAGAAAGAGGUCUUAUUAUUUGGCUUGAUGUUGACUGUAUCCUGCAGAAAUGUUUAAAAAAAACCCACAUAAAAUCAUAUGAUGGAGCCUAAGAAACCAAAACGUUUGUAGUAUUUUGUCACAGAAAAAGACAGUAGGCAUCAAAUGCGAGUAUAUAGUUUAAGUUGUAUAGUUGUUAAUGCCUCCCUGUCUCUGUCAGAAAAAGAUGUCAUUACAACUUUUAUAUUGUGGUUAUGAUAAAUUCAAGCUAAUAAAUGAAUUUCGUAAAUCUU